Durusdinium trenchii is the source of this 1735-nucleotide messenger RNA. The record is from the annotation of a GenBank genome assembly. NCBI's taxonomy places the organism in Eukaryota, Dinophyceae, Suessiales, Symbiodiniaceae.
UGCACCGCAGCAGUGGGCUCCGCUUGCACGGCAGCGGUGCUGGGUGCCAUGGCAGGGGUUUCAUGACUGGGCUGAAAGCUGUCCGCACUGCGCGGAAACGGCCGGCCCUGAGUGCCAGCGAGUUGACCGAACAAUUGAAGCGGCUUUGGGACCACUACAGCAUCCCAGAGGUCCACAGGCAGCUUUACUUGAAGCGCUACUGCUCUGGGAAGUAUCAGAGCGAUGUUUUGCUCAAAGAGGUUCAGUCUUUGGUGCGUGGCAGAGCCUUGGUCCAACGGCUUAUGAAUGCCAUCGAGGCUCGAGAAGAGGUGCUCUUGCGGCUGAGCGUCUUGCGGAGCGCCUUUGCAGACCUUGAGCUUCGGACACCUGGCUCCUUGGGUAGGUGCCAGCUCUCUGAACAGCUCUACUGCUUGCGAAUGAGCACUGCAGAGGCCAUCAAGCUCUUGCAUGCGUGGCGGGUCUCCGUAGCCCCAGUGGCCAGUGCUGGCUGUGUGGCGGGACCAGGCUCCCGUGGAGCAUGUUGGCCUUACGAAGUCGUCGAGGGCCAUGACCACUGGGAAGACUACUUGUUGUAUGUCAUGAAGAAUGACUCCGUGGUGCGCCAGUUCGAAGCGGUGGUGGAGCUCGCGAGGGAGCCCGAUCCACUGCUGCUCUACGGCGCGGUAGGAGGCCGUGGCCCCUUCGAAAGUGGCAAGUUGUGCCCACCCUGUGGGGAUUUGCAGCGGCAAAAGCUGGAGCAAGCGCAGCUCUUGCUGGUGGAGGAAGAGCUCUCCUUAAUGCUUUUCGCUGAGAACUCCCCAAGGAGCACGCCGGAUGCGAGGCCUCCCAGCAGACCGAGCUCACGCCUGGUGGAGGAGCUGGCUGCACCACUGGAACUCUCCCAAGCUCCGGACAGUCCGGUGCCGCCCCGACCUCCUAGCCGACCCCGUACAGCACCUCGACGACCCCGAGGUUCAACCGACAGGUCCGCACGUCCCAAGACAUCUGAAGCGCAGAAGCAGGCGGCGGAACUGAAGGCGAAGCAACGCGUGUCUGCAUCGGCGCGGAAGAAGAAGCGUCCACCCUUGCCCAUGUGGAAAUCACAACCGAAAGUGGAGCGGUCUGAGCAAAAGAAGGACGAGUUCAAAGACUUCGAGUUGACCGGUGAUGAGGUGGAAGACAUGCAAAAGGAAUUGAGAGAUAUGAUUACGGCCUUUCAGGCCACCCGGAAGAAGAGCCUCACAGAUUUUCAGGGCGUUCCCAAGCUCGUCAAGGGACAGACGGCGGAGAAGGAAGCGGAACGGCCCAAGUUGCAGGACAUGAAGGGCCGGAGGAAGAGCGGCACGGGCAUGGACUUGCAGCUUGCACGGAAGAAGAGCGUGCCUGCUGUGGAGUUGCAGCUGGUGAAGGCACCAACGGCCAGCUUCGACUUGAAUUUCUUUAGCGAGGAGUUGUUCUCCAUCGAAGACCCUGCACAUGUGGAAGAGGAGGAUGAGUGUGUCUUGAAGUGCGGCAUGGAGAUGGCGAGGUUCCAAAGUGUUUGGAACCGCUUUGAGAAUGACAAUGCCAUCCAUCAUGAUGUGGCUUGCAAUGCCUUGGCGCGAAUUGGCUUUGUUGGUCCAGAAAAGCAAUGGGUGGAGGAGAUCUUUCGUCAGCCGGGAAGAGUUCAUGCACAUCGUGGACCUCUACGAUGAACGGCAGCGGAAUUCCUUCCACCAGAAGUUCCUUGACGUUGACGUCGAUGGCUCCGGAGAGA